AUGAUGCAAUGCUUGUUAAGAGAAAGAUUUUGGAUAAUUAGGGCUAGGAAAGCUAUUAAAAAUGUCUUAUUCAAUUGUAUUACUUGCAAACGAUUUAAGGUCAAGGCUUUGUCGAGCGAACCAACACCUCUGCCACCAGACCGAGUUACGGAUAGUGCACCUUUCGAAAUUGUUGGAAUUGAUUUGGCUGGGCCUUUGUUUUUAAAAAAUGGAGAAAAGGUGUGGAUCGCAUUGUUCACUUGCGCGGUGUACCGUGCCAUUCACCUAGAACUAGUUAAUUCCCUCUCUUCAGAUGCUUUUCUCCUGGCACUUCGUCGGUUUAUCGCCAGACGCGGUCGACCUAGAACGAUUUAUAGCGAUAAUGGUACUAAUUUUCGGGGUGCAUCUAAUGAUCUUUCAAAACUAAAUUGGACUAAAAUUUUAAAAGAGACUGACAAAAUUCUUUGGAAAUUCAUCCCUCCAACUGCCGCUUGGUGGGGCGGCUGGUGGGAGAGGCUGGUUCGUACGGUAAAGGAACUGUUAAAACGCACUUUGGGUAAAUCUGUAUUAUCCUAUGAAGAACUGUAUACUUUAACUUGUGAUUGUGAAUCCAUAAUAAAUUGUAGGCCCUUAACCUAUGUAUCAGAAGAUCCGCAGGAGUUGAUCCCUCUCACACCUGCCAUGUUUCUUAUCGAGAACCGGAGUUCCAAUGUUGAGGAUAUUGAUGAAUUAAAUUCAUUAAGUCUUAAUAAAAGAAUAAAAUAUAGAAGUAAGUUAUUAAAAGACCUACGACAGCGCUUUAGGAAGGAAUAUCUUGGACAGCUGGUGCAGAAACACAAUGAGAAACGAUCUCGUGAGCCCUGUGUAGGAGAAAUAGUCUUGAUAGGAGAUGAUAAUAAAAAACGGUUAUUUUGGCCCUUGGCUAAAAUUAUUGAGUUGAUUCCAGGACGUGAUGGGAAGAUUCGCACUGUUAAACUUAAGACCCAGAAUGGUUCAAUUUUACGUCCAAUUCAACGUAUCUUCCCACUAGAAAUUCAGGCAGAUGAAAUGAGCAUUACUGUAGAUAAGAAACAUGGUGUAGAGGAAUCGAAUUCUGGCGCUGAAUGUAAAAUCAAAGGUGGCUCAGCACCUGAUGAGACCAUAAUGCAGCGAUAUACUUCCUCUGGAAGAUGUGUAAGAUCUCCCAAAAGACUUGAUUUGUUUAAUAAUGUAUUUUAUGAGCUUGAGACUCUCUCUGAGUCUCAACGGGGGGAGGAUGUUGUGAAAUGA
Molecule: messenger RNA, 1248 nt
Organism: Parasteatoda tepidariorum (common house spider)
Lineage: Eukaryota; Metazoa; Arthropoda; Arachnida; Araneae; Theridiidae
Biological process (GO): DNA integration
Molecular function (GO): nucleic acid binding
Source: RefSeq, a predicted model, not a curated record